UUAAUCACAGACAGUCAACUGAAGCUUCUUAUUCUUAUUGUGGUUUACAUCCUUGACGUCAUCAUACUCUCGUUCAGCGUCCUUAGCAACAUCGCCAACACUACUGUAUUUCUACUGUUGGGUCUCCGUGACAGCUUCGGGAUCACGUUCUUCGUGUUGACCCUUGCGGACCUGGCCUAUGCGGUGCUCUUCCUCACACAGAUAUUACUGAGACUCGCAGCGUACGUGGGUUUGAGCUCAAGAGCGCCGCUCGUACCCGUGGCGUAUCUCAUUUCAUCUUACGGACCAAUGGCGUUUGAUAUUUCCACUGCCCUUACGGUGUUUCUAGCCGUCCAGAAAUGCUGCUGUGUGACCAUGCCACUCAAAUUUAGGAACGCCUUCACGAGGUCGAGAACUCUGGUGAUCUUAUCUAUGAUCACAUGUUUAGCAUUAGCGACCAAUCUCCCCUUUUUAGCAAGUCAAAGUCUUGUCGCAAAUUUCGAUCCAAUAACCAAUUCUUCGUCGAUGGUUCUGUGGUUCUCAAAAGAUAGACGGAUCAUCACGACAGUUCGUGAUGUUGGCAACCGAAUAGUUCUCCCAUUCGCAUCAGUUUUAGUAGUUUGCUUUUGCCUCUUUGUUUUAAUCCACAACCUCAACAUAUCCGUGAAUUUCCGAAAUUCGUUUAAACCGAACAAUGACCACAAAGUCCUCAGAAGUGAGAACCAGGUAACCAGAGCUGUCAUGAGCGUUUCGGCGAUUUUCGUUUUGUGCAAUGCGCCGGUCAUCGCCCGCGUGAUCGCAUCUCUGGUGGAACCCGAGUUUAAUGACAUGAGACGACACGGGUAUAUGUUUGUUGCCGUCGAAAACCUCAGGCACAUUUUGCAAAAUCUGAACUGUGCCAUGAACAUAUUCUCGUAUCUCAAGUUCAACACAAACUACAGAGCCCGGUUUAUUUCGUUAUUCUGUGGGGGUAAAAAUCAGUGA
Molecule: messenger RNA, 963 nt
Organism: Lymnaea stagnalis (great pond snail)
Lineage: Eukaryota; Metazoa; Mollusca; Gastropoda; Lymnaeidae
Source: the annotation of a GenBank genome assembly